This is a messenger RNA of Penicillium riverlandense, 1134 nucleotides long. RefSeq lists its product as uncharacterized. The record is from RefSeq and is a predicted model, not a curated record. The transcript is spliced from 3 exons. NCBI's taxonomy places the organism in Eukaryota, Fungi, Ascomycota, Eurotiomycetes, Eurotiales, Aspergillaceae. The coding region runs from base 1 to 1134 and encodes 377 amino acids.
AUGCCUUCACCCAAUCCCUCUUCACCUCCCCAUCCGUCCCCACAGACCACCGCAGACCCAGACCGUCGCCAUCACCGCAGUCAUAACCGCCACCGACACCACCGAGACAGCUCGCGCUCGCGCUCCCCACACCGAUCUCACCGACACCACCGAGAUCGCCACCGGCAUCGUCAUGACCGAGACCGUGAGCGCGAUCGAGACCGUCAUGGAAGACGGGACAAAGAACCCGCGAAACCCACGGAGCCCGUGAUCCUCCCGCUCCAAGCUCGCGAGUUGUCCAGACGCGACUUGCAAGUCUACGAGCCUAUGUUUGCCAUGUACUUGGAUAUCCAGAAGGGAAUCUUUCUUGAAGACCUAACGGAGGAAGAGGUGAAGGGGCGAUGGAAAAGCUUUGUGGGAAAAUGGAACCGUGGAGAACUCGCCGAGGGCUGGUACGACCCUGCUACGCUGGACAAGGCACGCAAGAGCGCCGCCGAACAGCCGAUGCCGGGUCCGAGCAGAGGUCGAGCCGCAUCUUCUGAUUAUACAAAGGGCGGUACGGAGGCCCCGGAACGCCCAGCGGGCGAGGAUGACGAGGACGAAGAUUACGGACCGGCUCUCCCACAUUCUGGGUUGGAAGGUCGAUAUGGACGGGGUGCACCACAUUCUGGUCCUACGAUCCCAAACAUGCAAGAUCUUGAGCUGAAGAGAGUUGCAGAAUCCGCUAUGGAAGACGCCAUUGCCGCACGCGACGAGUCACGACAACAGCUCCGCGCCGAAAUACGCUCGCACAGAUCCGCUGUGCGCAACCUAGAAGAUGAGGUUGCACCUCGCGCCGAACCCGGAACACGGGAGAGGCAGCUCGAGAAGCGCAGGGAACUGGCUGCUGCCAACAAGUCAUUUGCCGAGGCUCGUGGCGGGUCACCCGAAGGUGCGCGGGACGAAGAGCUCAUGGGCGCGGGGGACAAUGAUCUGGCUUCGUUGAGAAAAGAGAAAGAGAACGAGAAGCGGAAGAAGAAUGAGCGAGAGAUCCGGCGAGAGGAAAUCCUUCGAGCUCGCGCGGCAGAGCGGGAAGAACGGGUGCAGAAGUAUCGCGAGAAGGAACAGGAGACUAUGUCCUGGCUUCAGACAUUGGCGAAGCAGCGGUUUGGUUGA